Messenger RNA from Myripristis murdjan (pinecone soldierfish), 2757 nucleotides. It is a transcript of the gene sapcd2, whose product is annotated as suppressor APC domain containing 2. The transcript has 6 exons. Lineage: Eukaryota; Metazoa; Chordata; Actinopteri; Holocentriformes; Holocentridae. The record is from RefSeq and is a predicted model, not a curated record. The coding region runs from base 212 to 1651 and encodes 479 amino acids.
GCGAGAACCUGGACACUGGAAACGACACGAUCCACUGAAGAUUUGGGGGCAAACACUGAAAUUACUCACAAGGAGAAGUCGGUUUCCUUUUCCAUGAGCAGGUUUUUGUCUCGAUUACUUUGUGUAUUUCUCUCGUGGGUUAAUGAAAACGCAGUAGCCAAGUUGCGCUUCUAGUUUCUCGCCAUUCAGUGGAGAGAUUAUUGAUAACUUCAUGGCUUUGAUAGCGACCGAACAGGGCUGCAAACUGAACGGGCCGUCUGCAGUUUAUGGUAGGAUUGAGGCGAGAAAAGACGUAUUUCACCGCAAAGCGGACAGUUUCAAACCUGUCAAAAUGCAACCCAAAGACGCUGAGUAUUCAACAGAUGGCCUGCCCAAGGCGUUCCUGCACAGCCUCCGGACCCUGUUUGACAUUUUGGACGACAGUGGACGGGGCUACGUCCACAUCUCGGAGAUAGAGAGCCGCUGGCAGGGAGCGGACACCCGGGACCUCCCCAGCGGGGUGUUGGGCUGCCUGAGGCGGGUCGCCCCGCCGCAUGGCUGCCUGACCUUUGAGCGGUUUGUGGCGGGGCUCCGGUACUCCAUGCUCAACCCGGAGAACAGCCAUCACUUCAAGGCCCAGGCUGCCGUGCACCCGCAGCAGGCUCAGCCGCAUCCGAAGCAGCACCUCCCGCCGCAGAAGCCGGCCCCGCUCUCCGCGUGCGGCGCCGGGACCCGCAUGGAAAACAAAGUCCGCCCGCUCGGUCCGAGCAACGUGACCAACACCAGCCAGCACCGGGCAUCCUCCCUACAGAGCCGGGCCAGGCCCGAGGAGGGGGGCGGGUAUCCCGCAUGUGGGCCGUCACGUUACAAUGCGGGUUUCGAGAGGCCCGGGCGCAGUUUGGACCGGGUCCCCGUCCCCCCGGAGAGCGGCUGUUACCGGACCGACCCGGUCCACGCCGCCAAACCAGCCCUGCCCCAGCAGAGUCGGGUGAGGUCCAUUGAGUCUCUUGCGCUGGAGUCACCGCAGCUGCAAAGACCAAGUGCUGUGGAGUCGGGUCUGCCAAGAUCUCAGAGUGAAUCGGCGACAGGGUUCACUGGCUGCUCCAGGCGGCACGGGCGGAGUCGGGAAGAGCAGAGGCGGCACACCAUAUCCAAUGGAGUAGAUUACGGAAUGUUGAAGCAAAUGAAGGAGCUUGAGCAGGAGAAGGACUCCCUGCUGACGGGCCUGGAGGUGGUGGAGCGGGCCCGGGAGUGGUACCAGGGCCAAAUCCACAACGUCACAGAGAGACAGCGGCAGGUCGGCCAGAGCACCCACUGCACGGACUUCUUCACAGAAGCCACUCAGAGUCGCAUGAAUGUUCUGCUUCCCAAACUGCAGGAAGUCAACCGCUGCCUUAAUGACCUCAUUUCCUGCACAGGGAUGCAGUCUUUCCCUUCCUCUGGUGCCCAGACGACGGCUCUCUCCACCAGCUCCCAGCCUCUGGCUCCGGCUCCUCCACAAGCUGUCCAGAGACUGAAGGACCAGAACCGUCUGCUCACACAGGAGGUGACGGAGAAGAGUGAGCGGAUCACACAGCUCGAACAGGAGAAAUCGGCCUUGAUCAAACAGCUGUUUGAGGCUCGUGCACGCAGCACACAAGAUACCAGCACCAUGGACUCCACCUUCAUCUGAAUACAGCUACACUAGACACGGCACGGCCAUGUCUCUACUCUCAAGUGGCCGUUAUUCAGCCACAGUACAACCAUCACAAACAAAAUGUGACGCAAACAUCACAUUGUGAUUUGAUGCUGAUGUAACUGCGUCUCCAGUCUCAUCUGGAGCAAACGUUUACAAGACUGAAGCAGUUGUAUAUGGCACGGGACUGUUUACUCAACUGACCACUUGCGGCAGUGAAGCAACUUUAGUCACUACAUCGUGAGACCCUGGACUGCAAUAUGUAACCACUCCUCCCCGAAUCAAAACAUGCACUGCCUAGAAGUGAACACUCCAAGGAAAACUCAACCUGAGAGUCCAUCUGCCCUGGGAUCCUCAGUCCUGUUACCUGUUGCCUCCCCUCUUCCUUACCGAAACUACCUACACUCCCACCAAGCUGAAAGCCUGGAUUGCUAGCAAGAAGCAGAGCGAAAUCACGGAGAUCCCGUCACUUGAUUACUUGCAAGAUAAUGGCAUCUGCUAGAUCUCAUGAAUGAAACCAGACCUGACCACUCCACUUUUUUUUUUUUAAACCUCUGUCCUUGCACUCUGUAAACAACAGAAAAUGAACAUUGACCUUAAAUAAGCAUCUCCUGAUGCUCAAGUAUAUUAGCUCAAAGCUGUUCUACAAAGACAUUGGGUGGAGUGAUUUCCAUUGGGUUAUAUGCCACAUUCAUAUUGUUGAAUGGGAAAAUAAAUGACCAGCUGUACCUGCUUACUGUGACCUAUCAAAUUAUAUUUUAUUAAAAUCUUUAAAAAAAAAAAUACUCUAACAACUGUAACAAAUACACCAUUUCCAACUUACCCAGACUGAGACAACAUGUUCGAUACCACUUUCUCUGUACGUCUAGUAGUUUAGUUCCUAUGGGUAGCAUUUUGUGUUAGCUUAGCAUAAAGACUUGAAGUCUAUAGGAGUCAUUAGCCUAGCUCUGUUAAAGUGAAAAAAAGAACCUUACAGCACCUUCAAAGCUGUCUUAGUUAGGCAAUGUAUUGUGUAUUUUCAGUUUCACCAUCUAACUUCUCCUAAAAUGACUAAUUUUUUAAAAAUCCAAGAUGUGUAUUUCAAAUACACAUAGACUUCAAGU